AUGGCAGAGCCGGGCCCGGAGCCGGGGCGCGCUUGGCGACUGCUGGCCCUAUGCGGGGCUGCGGUGUUCCUGGCGGCGGCCGCGGCAGGAGGGGCGCUGGUGGCCUGGAAUCUGGCGGCCUCGACGGCCCGGGGUCCCCGUUGCCCCGAACCCGAGCAGGUCAACUCCACGGUGUGGCCCCCAGACUCGGCGCCCGAGGUGGAAGAACUGAGGCGGCGGCUGGCCGAGGCUGAGCAGCGUCAGGAGAGCCUGGUCUGGCGGCUGCAGCGAGCAGAGGGCAAUAGGAUGGAGCUGGAGGUGGCGCUCAAGGCCUGCAAGGAUCACCAGAGCCGCCUCCAGGCCCAGCUGAAGGCCCUGAAGAGUGAGAUGGACCAGGCGGAAGCCAGAGGCACGCAGAUGGGGCUGGAGAACGGAGAGCUGGCAGAAGCCUUGGCGCGCUGGGAGGCAGCUGCCGCUGAGUCCAAGCAACAUCUGGAAGAGGCGUUGCAGCGCGCAGGCGCAGCAAAGGCAGACGGCGAGGCCUGCCUUGGCCGCGAGGUGGCGCUGACGGAGCGCGUUUACGCCCUGGAAGCUGAGCUCGGCGCCCUGAGGAGAGGGUCGCGCCCCCGACUCCGCUCGGGACCUAAGUCCAAGCCCAGCGUCCGCUCCCGACCGAGGUCUGGACCCACCAAGGGCUGCCGGAGGCCACCUCGCGAUCUCCAGUAGGGACCUGGCGGAAAGUGUGCGUGAGAAGCGUGGCCCGCAGCAUCCACGCGCAGCUUUCCACCCACGACAGCCCAGGUGGCAGCACACAGACUCAACCGUUCCACAUAGGGAAACUGAGGCUCCUUCGCCCAGGCCCUGGUGUCCCUGGGGUCCGCGACACAACCUGCAUCCCGUAGUCAAGGCUGGGCUCACCCAGUAGGAGCACAAACAACUCCAGGUGCGAUUUCAACAGAGAACCGGGGCGCACGCAAAUGGCGGUUACAAGUCCUAAGGAGCCUCGAGGGUCGGGGCCGGGGGACUGCGUUGUG
Messenger RNA from Acomys russatus (golden spiny mouse), 1013 nucleotides. It is a transcript of the gene Ccdc194, whose product is annotated as coiled-coil domain containing 194. The transcript is spliced from 4 exons. The coding region runs from base 1 to 705 and encodes 234 amino acids. The record is from RefSeq and is a predicted model, not a curated record. NCBI's taxonomy places the organism in Eukaryota, Metazoa, Chordata, Mammalia, Rodentia, Muridae.